AUGGAGGGACAUACAGCGUGUGUCUUUGGUUCAUCUUUGGUCAUAUUUGGUGGAAACAACGACGUUAAUUCCAGUCAUGAGGGGCGUUAUUGUAACAAAGUGCGGCUAGUACAUGAUGUGUCAUUGCUUAUUAAUCGUAAUUAUAAUUGGUACCAACUGCAGUUGAUGCCUGCAGCACCUUCGCCUCGUGGUCGUGCGCAUCACACAGCUUUUAUAUACAACGAAAAAUAUAUGGUGGUUGUCGGUGGUAUGAUGGAAGCACCUGAUGAACAGCCAAACUCCAUGCGCUUUGUAGAUAUUCUUGAUUUGGGGAUUCAACGAUGGUAUCAAGCAAUUUCCAAAGGUGAUCAGCCCAUCAGUCGCAUUCAUUAUGCAAGUGCUGUUGUUAACGGGGAGUUGUAUAUUCAUGGGGGAUAUCUCCUUUGUGUGGAUAUUCAUGGCGUACCUAAGGACUUAUCUUAUCAUCAGCUACUAAGCAUGGGGAAUCUACUUUUUGAUACUUUUGUUCUUAAUUUAGAAUCAAUGAUUUGGCGUCGUGUUACAUCAACGGAUGUUGCUAGACCUUUAUUAUGGGGUCAUUCAGGUGUAGUAUUUCGGGAUAAUAUUCUGCUCUUUGGUGGGUUGGACACUUCAAAGGGAAAGGAGGUUGGGGACUUAGUCUUGUGGGAUGUACGAAAGAAGUCCUGGCGCUGGGUUGACUGCAUCUCUUGUCUUCCAUCAGCGAUGCACAAAGCUGUGGUGAUUGGAAUGCACGAUAACAAUAAUAUGGAACCAACACGUAUGCUUGUUUUUGGAGGGAUUCAAUUUUUGACUCAAGAGACAAUUUUGGAAUUAAGGGAAUUUGAUUUUGAAAACGGGCAGUGGAAUAUUUUGCCUUCUAAGGGUGACAUUCCCGCGGGUAGAAUUGGGCAUGUUCUUCUUUCAUACAUGAGUGAUAAGGUGCUAUUGCUUGGUGGUGUCAUUGGGUCCCCAAAUGGCCCCGUUCAAGACAGCAAUCUAUAUAUUUAUGAUGUACCGACGCAAGAAUGGAUAAAGAUAUUUUUGUAUGAAGGUGAGAAACUGUCUACUAAGGGUGAAACUCACAUUCAUCCUAAGCCAUUUACUACAGAUAGUUAUACCCGUUUUGAAGAAAAACUUAAUGAGUUACAAGUUGAUCAAUCUAACAAAAAUAGGUGUUUUGAGUCGAUAAUGGCAGGGAGAAGCACACACUUGUUUGAAGAACGAUUAGCAAACUUUAGGAAGUCCAAAGAAAUGAUGUAUCAAUCAUUUCCAGAUGAAAAAGAGAAGGAUUCUCAUCAAGGAGCUUUGGGAAGCAGAGAGUUGGAAUUUGACUUAUACGAUGCUCCACCACCUCUCCCAUCUGCUGCUUAUGUUAUUUCAACAGAUCGUAAUCAGGGAUUUGGUGAGGUUGCAGAAAUUCAAAAAAAAAUUGAUGAAAAGCUGACAGGACAUAUGAACUAUGAUCGAAAUAAUAAAUGGGAUUUUAAUGAUGUGGAGAAUGCUUCAAAUAUAUCUGAGGAGCAACAUUUCGGCGGUCCUUUUAAGCUCAUGAAUAUUAGUUUUUUUGAAGGGGAGAAAAGUACAUCUUUGGAGGAGUCAGGAAAGAUCUUUGCCACAAACACUUUAUCAUAUCUUUCCUCCCCAUUUCUCAAAAAAUUAAUGAACUCGGUUCUUCGGCAAGAAGCGUCGGAGGGAUUGCCGGAUCAUAUUAAUAAUGGUCAGUCAUUAAAGGAUCCCUUUAGCUACCUAAGGCCAACAGAGUCUGUCUUGCGUUGGCGUCAUGCCUCUCCUGCACCUUGA
Trypanosoma rangeli is the source of this 1800-nucleotide messenger RNA. RefSeq names its product putative Kelch repeat protein. Gene Ontology annotation, molecular function: protein binding. The transcript has a single exon. NCBI's taxonomy places the organism in Eukaryota, Euglenozoa, Kinetoplastea, Trypanosomatida, Trypanosomatidae. The coding region runs from base 1 to 1800 and encodes 599 amino acids. The record is from RefSeq and is a predicted model, not a curated record.